AAGGCCGAGGCCAUCCGCACAAUUGGGCGCGAAGUGCUGGCGCCGCGCGGCCUGGCCGGCUCAUACGAGGAUUACGUCGACUAUUGCAAGGAUGAGUUUGCUACAGUGCUGCGCAUAUUUGCCGACCCCGCUGCCUACCCCAUUCUGUUUCACUGCCAGCAUGGAAAGGACCGCACCGGCAUUGUUGCCAUGCUGCUGCUGGGGAUCCUCGGUGUUGACGACGACAUAAUCGCCGCAGACUACGCGCUGUCCCAGAAGAACCUCGAGACUGUGCGCGACCGCAUGAUUUUGCUCGACAUGGGUGCUGUCGGCUUGCCUGAGUCCUUCUGUGACUCGCCCGCCUCAGCCAUGCACAACCUCCUCAGACAUAUUCGCGCAAAGUACGGUUCGGUGCGUGGAUACCUGCUCUCUGCGGGCCUGCGGGAGCAGGAG
Messenger RNA from Kickxella alabastrina, 432 nucleotides. Its product is annotated as protein-tyrosine phosphatase-like protein. NCBI's taxonomy places the organism in Eukaryota, Fungi, Kickxellomycota, Kickxellomycetes, Kickxellales, Kickxellaceae. Gene Ontology annotation, biological process: dephosphorylation. The annotation marks the transcript as partial. The record is from RefSeq and is a predicted model, not a curated record. The transcript has a single exon. Gene Ontology annotation, molecular function: phosphoprotein phosphatase activity.